AUCGCAAACACGCACUACCCUCCUCAUUCCCCGCGGCUCCAACAACGACGGGCCGACAUGGCCUCCACCGCCAUCGCCAAGGGCCGCGCCGGCGUCACGGAGGAGGCCAAGGCGGAGUGGUGGCUGCGCUUCAACAACGGCGCCCCCGCUGCUGAUGACGCCGGCGCCGCGGACAGCGGCGACGAGGCCGAGGGUGCCGGCGGCGGCAGGGCGGGGGUGGCGGUGAGCGGCGGGAGCGCGGCGCGCGUCGCGGGUGCCGGGGACGAGGAGGAGGCGGAGAUGGGGUCCGGAGACGGGAGGGCCGCGGCCGCGGCGAGAGGCGCGAAGGCGGAGCUCGUCGCGCCCGGCGGCGAGGUGGCGCCGGCGGGCGCCGGCGGCAAGAGGCGGAGCAGCGCGCGGUCCGCUGAUCGCGCCAAACUCGAUGAUGACAUUUCUGGAGGCAACAAUGUUUUACCUGGGGAGCUGCCACGAAGCAAGAGGAAGGCAAUCGCGAAGCGCAGCAAGCCCAAGGUUGAUGGAGUUGAGGUCCAGAAUGACAUGAGUCAAGCUCAGAGUCCGUGCCCGGUGCUUAAGGGCCAUGAACAGGCCAAUGGCGAGGUUGAGAAUCUGAGGUUGCAGCUGGCUCAGAAGACGAGCGAGCUCAAGCAGGAAGAGAACCGUAUGCUCAAGUUAGAGUUGCUUCUGAAGACGAAGGAGAUGGAGUCCCUGCAGAAGGAGAAUGAAGAACUGAAAGCUGAGAAUGAGCAACUUAGAAAGAAUGUGAAGCCAGAAAGAGCCCGAAGGUUAUGCAGGUCCUGUAAUACACGCGUCUUUCAUGACUACCGCAACUGCCCUAAGAGGCGACAAGCUGCUAGUUCCCCUGAAGAAGAGGAAGCAGCGGAUGCUUACUAACACUGCAAGGCCACAGCUUGUUCAUCACACCCCAUUUGCAUCCAAUCAUCGAUCUGUUGAUACCUAGGAAUUCGCAUUCUCUUUUGUUCGUUGUAGUGAAAGGGGGUUUUUAAGGUUGUUUACUCGUGUCAGGUAGCAGUCGAACUAGUGGAUUUGCUGCAGAACAUGAAGAUGCAUGCAUCUAACCAGUCGCCUUUUAUGUUAGCAUAUAUGAUGCUAGGAUGUUUAUUGUUAUCUAAAUCAGGAGCUUCCCUGCAAUUCUUACGCCCUGAACUUUCUGAUUUAGUCGUCAGUGAACUGCGAUUCAGCCAACAGAAAGUUGUGUUCUUUUGCAUGAUGUGUA
This is a messenger RNA of Panicum virgatum (switchgrass), 1234 nucleotides long. RefSeq names its product glycine-rich protein 1-like. NCBI's taxonomy places the organism in Eukaryota, Viridiplantae, Streptophyta, Magnoliopsida, Poales, Poaceae. Bases 58 to 891 code for a protein of 277 amino acids. The transcript is spliced from 4 exons. The record is from RefSeq and is a predicted model, not a curated record.